GUUAUUGUUUUACAUUUGAACAUGAUUUAAAGUGUAGUUACGUAUUGUGUAUUGAGUGAUGGAACAAGUGAACUGACAUAGUAUUAUAUUGGGAAAAUAAUUUACGAUAGAUCUCUAUAUCUAUUACGGUUGAUGUAAUUUUUCAGGAAGUAUAUGCAUGCAUUAUGUAUCAGAGGUUUAUAAUACAACGUCUAAAGUAUUGUUCGAAAGUAAAGGUGAGAUAUGAAGCAUUAUCAUUGUGUGAAUCGCGAAACUUUUAUUGUGGAGUGGUUAAUAAUAGCACAAGUGGGAAAAAAAUGAAACCAAAACUGAACUAUGAAUAUUUGUGUGACCCUCAGAAUUUGAGUCAUAUAGAAAAGUUAACUCUCUUAAGAAAAGGUGUAGGAGAUAUAAGAAAGAUUAUUGAUUUGUAUAACAAGAUGAAAAGUCUUCCAGCUGAUGCACAAGAGAGGGAACUGUUAGAAGAAGAACUGGAGAAAGAAGCUUCUUUGAUCCCAAAUGAUGCAAGUCCUCACCUGUUUGAAUAUGGUGAGGAGCCAAGACUUAUUGAAUUUGUUAAUAAGAAGCCUGAAUUUGAUUUUGAACCCAAAGAACUGCAUGAAAUUGGCCAGAAACUAGAUAUCCUCCGCACAGAAAACCUUGGUCUCCUGAAUGGAUCUCGCAGUUAUUUCUUCAGAGGAGCUCUUGCUGACUUAGAGCAGGCACUUAUAAGGUAUACAGUUUCAUAUUUAGUGAAGCAAGGAUUUACCCUUAUGUCAGUUCCAGACCUGCUUUAUUCCAGCAUUAUUGAAAGCUGUGGCAUGAGCACUAGAGGAGAACGAACUCAGGUAUACCGAAUUGAGGGGUUAGAUGAUGUAUGCCUUUCAGGAACAGCAGAAAUGGCAAUAGGAGGGUAUCUCAGAAACAGACAGUAUUGUCUUAAUGAUCUUCCUUUAAAAAUGGCUGCUGUUUCACGGUGCUACAGGGCUGAAACCUCAAAUUUACGUGAAGAGAGAGGAAUAUAUAGAGUGCAUGGUUUCACCAAAGUGGAAAUGUUUGGAGUAACAGCCUCAGAAAGAGGAGACGAAAGUAAAGAUCUAUAUAAUGAGAUCAUCCAAAUCCAGAGAGAAUUGUUUUCUAAACUGGGAGUCCAUUUUCAGGUUUUAGACAUGCCUCUCAAUGAUUUGGGGGCUCCUGCAUAUUCUAAGGUAGACAUUGAAGCUUGGAUGCCAGGAAGAAAAGCAUAUGGAGAAAUAUCUUCAGCUUCAAAUUGCACAGAUUUCCAAAGCCGUAGACUGAAUAUAACUUACAGAAAUGACCAUGGAGAGCCAAAGUUUGUACACACAGUGAAUGGAACAGCAUGUGCCAUUCCUCGUAUGCUGAUUGCCUUGUGUGAAACAUUUCAGUCAGAGGAUGGGACAGUUACCAUCCCUCAAAUUCUACAGCCUUACAUUUCUGGAUUGGAAAGUAUUAAAUUUUAUGAUCAUACCCCAUGCCGGAUGACAUGGAUUAAACGAAAGACAUAUACCGGCAAAAUUGUAUAAUGGAAAUGUUUUACAUGCAGAGUACAUAGAAAUAUUUAAGCAUAUCCCAUUAA
Molecule: messenger RNA, 1576 nt
Organism: Macrobrachium nipponense
Lineage: Eukaryota; Metazoa; Arthropoda; Malacostraca; Decapoda; Palaemonidae
Gene: SerRS-m
Product: serine--tRNA ligase, mitochondrial-like
Exons: 7
Coding region: 165-1523 (452 amino acids)
Biological process (GO): mitochondrial seryl-tRNA aminoacylation
Cellular component (GO): mitochondrion
Molecular function (GO): ATP binding; serine-tRNA ligase activity; tRNA binding
Source: RefSeq, a predicted model, not a curated record